UAUCUUUCACUUCCAAUUGCUCUUAAACUUAUAAAAAACAAUGGUCAACUUAAAUACAAGUGCAGCAGUGCUCACAGGAAAUGAGAUCAAUCAGUUAUCUGCAGCUGUGAUUCUUCUAGGAGUAUUGGUAUUGGCUCUAGGAUUCCUCGUCAUCGGACUUCACAUUCGUACAGUGAACAAAAUUUCGAAGGUCUUCAACGAAAUUGACUUGGAAGGGGGACUACAAGUUCCUAAAGAAAAGCCACCACAACAAGGCCCCUUACAACAGGGAUUGCUAGACCCAAGGUUUCCUGCUUCAAGGACUCUCGACAGCACUAGCAGGUCAAAAAUAUGGAAGACGAGAACGGAAAGGGAUAGAUCAGCGCGUUCAAAGGUAGGUUUGGGUGCCCGCAAACACAAAUACGUGUCUUCGAGUAUCUUCCCAGAUGAACUCGUUUUCAUCUCCGAGAGUGAAGAUUCCAGAAGGGUGCAGAAAUUCAUAACGGCGGGUAGAGAAGUCGUCAAAAAAGAAAUGCCUCCAAAAGGGGAGGAUGGAAUAAACUCCUGUGGAAACAAUGAAGUUGAGAAGAAAACUGACAAAGGGGAUCAAAGUGUCUCUGAAUAUUUAACAUCAAAUGAAUCAGAAAGCGAACUAUACACCUACCCAAAUGGAGCAGGGACAGUGACAUUUGCUUCAAAUAACACAACAGAGGAGUUACAGAGAAAUCGUAAAUCUAUCUCAGAAAAUAAUUUGCUAAUCAAAGACAAUACAUCUCGCGGAGCUGGCCAGUUCCCGAAACAGCUUGUAACGAGAUCUCGUGACCAGAAUCAGGGGGAUCAGGAUUAUUGCCUUACUGUUUGAAAAGUCUACCGACAUACGCUCUGACACACGCUCUGACAUACGCUCUGACACACGCUCUGACAUACGCUCUGACACACGCUCUGACACACGCUCUGACACACGC
Bolinopsis microptera is the source of this 944-nucleotide messenger RNA. RefSeq lists its product as uncharacterized. The record is from RefSeq and is a predicted model, not a curated record. The transcript is spliced from 3 exons. Lineage: Eukaryota; Metazoa; Ctenophora; Tentaculata; Lobata; Bolinopsidae. The coding region runs from base 41 to 841 and encodes 266 amino acids.